UCUGGAUUGAAACAAAGGGAAAAUAAAUGCCUAACACAGCAGAAUCCCCCAUAAGGCAAUCUAUAUCAUGUUUCUCUGAAUCAAACUCGCUUGCUCAAGGGAAUCAAUUAAUCAACCAGAUCUGAGACCGUGUUCGGCUGGUUUAAACUAUUAUUUCAUUGGCUGGCUUUGUCUCCAGUGACUUCAAAGUAACCCCUGUGCCCUAGCCAUGGCUGCACCGUUUUUCUCAACACCUUUUCAGCCUUAUGUUUAUCAGAGCCCGCAAGAUGCAAUUAUACCUUUUCAGAUUUUAGGGGGUGAAGCUCAAGUGGUUCAGAUAAUGUUGAAGCCACAGGAAAGAAUCAUCGCAAAACCUGGUUCCAUGUGCUUUAUGUCUGGAUCCAUUGAAAUGGAAAAUGCCUACCUUCCCGAAAAUGAAGUGGGUGUAUGGCAGUGGUUAUUUGGCAAAACAAUAACUAGCAUUGUUCUUCACAAUUCUGGACCAAGUGAAGGGUUUGUUGGAAUUGCUGCACCAUAUUUCGCAAGAAUUCUUCCGAUUGAUUUGGCAAUGUUCAAUGGAGAGAUUUUGUGUCAGCCAGAUGCGUUUCUGUGCUCUGUCAAUGAUGUGAAGGUUAGCAACAUAGUAGAUCAGAGGGGGCGAAAUAUUGUUGCUAGUGCUGAGGGACUCUUGAGACAGAAGCUAUCUGGCCAAGGGCUUGCUUUCAUAUUAGCGGGUGGAUCUGUUGUACAGAAAAAUCUUGAGAUCGGUGAAGUUCUAGCUGUUGAUGUUUCUUCCAUUGUUGCUGUGACAAGUACGGUCAAUAUCCAAAUAAAAUAUAAUGGUCCUGUACGAAGGACAAUGUUUGGGGGUGACAAUGCGGUCACAGCUCUUCUAACAGGACCAGGCAUUGUGUUCAUACAAAGCUUACCUUUUCAUCGACUCUCCCAACGAAUUGCUAGGGCGGUGACUUCACCAAACAUGAGGGAAAAUCCCAAGUUUUUCAUACAGAUUGCAGUUUUCUUUUUUCUGGCGUACGUUGUUAUUGUAUCUUCGUUAAUAUUAACAGAUGUAUGAAAUUCACUUUGUAUUUUUUUUUNUUACUUUUU
Molecule: messenger RNA, 1086 nt
Organism: Vigna umbellata (rice bean)
Lineage: Eukaryota; Viridiplantae; Streptophyta; Magnoliopsida; Fabales; Fabaceae
Source: RefSeq, a predicted model, not a curated record